Molecule: messenger RNA, 285 nt
Organism: Botrytis sinoallii
Lineage: Eukaryota; Fungi; Ascomycota; Leotiomycetes; Helotiales; Sclerotiniaceae
Exons: 1
Coding region: 1-285 (94 amino acids)
Biological process (GO): Mo-molybdopterin cofactor biosynthetic process
Cellular component (GO): cytosol
Source: RefSeq, a predicted model, not a curated record
AUGUCUGACUUCAAGGAAGGACAAUUCACUGUUCUUUAUUUUGCUACUGCUAGCUCAUACACCUCAAAGGAUUCCGAGACUUUUUCUGCCCCUCUCCCUCUUUCACGAUUGUUUGAGACUUUAGAGGAUCGCUACAAUGGAAUGAAAGACAAUGUCUUGCGCAGUUGCCUAGUGACUAUCAACUUGGAGUAUGUUGAUGUUCCAGAGACAGGCUCUGAUAGCACGGAAGUAAUCAUCAAAGAUGGGUAUGAGGUAGCCAUUAUUCCGCCAGUGAGCUCUGGAUAA